This is a messenger RNA of Globicephala melas (long-finned pilot whale), 3666 nucleotides long. RefSeq names its product ORAI calcium release-activated calcium modulator 3 (gene ORAI3). Gene Ontology annotation, cellular component: membrane. Gene Ontology annotation, molecular function: store-operated calcium channel activity. The record is from RefSeq and is a predicted model, not a curated record. Lineage: Eukaryota; Metazoa; Chordata; Mammalia; Artiodactyla; Delphinidae. Gene Ontology annotation, biological process: store-operated calcium entry.
GGGCAGAAAGCAGACCACCAAGGGUUCAGGGAACAAAGACCAGAUACUUGGAGUUGGGGGGUGGGGGGGGGCCCGAAAAGGGAAGCCAGAGGAGCAAUUGGGGAUCCAGACGUCGGAGAUGAGGGGAUUCGGGGAGCCAGGGGAAAGGCAGGGCUGAGUGAGGGGUGGGGGCAGGAGCACCCCCUCGGGGUCACCCCUCUCCUUCCUCCCUCCCCAGAUUUCAGUUCCUUCCCCCCAGCCCUGACUCCUUGAACGUCACUGACAAUGGCAGCUAUUGUGAGGAGUGGGGGCUGCGGGCCUACCCGCUGUUCGGCGCGGCCCUGGGGAGCGGUGAGGGGUACCCCAGCCCCCUACCUGCCUCCCCGCACUAUACUUGAACAUUCAUCUGUACUGAAGUGUUACUUGAACCGGGGGAACCUCGGACCUGGGGGAGCCGGAGCUUGAGGGGACAGGACCAGCUUGGACUGAGACUGGACUGGUGGGCACCCAGUUUGGACUGGACUACCCCCAGGCUCUCUCUUGCUUUACUGUAUUGAGCAGCUCCACCCCUCCUGACCUGGGGUGGGGGUGGGGGUGGGGGUGGGGUGCCAGCCCAGUGAUGGAGAAGAUGGGACUCCUCCAGCUUGGCUCUUCCCACUCUUUCAUCGUCAUGGAAACUUGUAUCCCAUUUGCCCAGGGAACUGCCACUCCUGGUUGCCAUGGAAUUAGCAGCCAAUGGACACCUCCCAAAGCCAGUGCUAAGGCUGGAAAGGGCCCCUCUUAGUUGCCGUGGGAACUUAGUAACAGACUCUCGGCCCUCCCCUGCCCCUUCCUUCACUGCGAGGGCGGGGUUUGGGGAGCCAGGGGGAGGGGUCGGGGCCAGGUCCCCCCCCCUCAGCCCAGGCCUCCCUGGGGAGCCAGGUUGUACCAUGUAGGGGAGGGGGGAAUCUAUCCACAUACCUCAGGUAACAGGGAGGUGCGCGGGUGGGGGGAGGGACUGGGCGGACCAAAGGCCGGAGGGGAGGGGAUCCUGGGAAUCGCAAAAGGCUUGAGGAUGGGGCCGCUUGGGGGAGGGGGAGGAGGCAGCCCGGCCGGGGGCAAGUGGGGAACCCAGCCGGGCUGGGCCCCUGGGCCCCGGGUCUGUACAAUAUGGUUUGCUAUAAAAGUCAAAAUCUUCCAGCCGGGGCCGCCGAGUUCGUGUGUGUGUCUGCGGCGUUGGGGAUGUGGGGCUAGGGCGGGGAUGACCCGAGUGUUCUUUGAGGCCCUGGGAGGAGGGGGCUGUUUGGAUGGAUCUGGGGGACCUAGGUCCUACUGGGCUUCCGGAAAUUGAGGAUUCAGGGUCUCCUGCCGUCCCUACAGUUAGAUGAGCUCACUUUCCCGGAGUUCACUGUUUAGGUAGGGUUUUGGAGUCUGGACGUUGGAGGUGUCCAGGUGUACCUGCAGUGGUCCAGAGCCCAGAACUCCCAGUCACUGGCUGGGGCUGGGCGUUCAACUCAGCGGGGCUCAGGCACCUAGAGGAUAUUCUAGGUGGACUGGGGUCUCGGGAUCUCUGCGGACGGUCCCCCGGCUCCACCCCAUCAUGUGGCCGCCCCGACUCCGCCUCCGCCCCAGUUCCUGUUUCGGCCUCGGCAGUCCUGCUUCAGCCCCUAGGGCUCCACGCAGACGCCUGCUCUUCCUUCUCCGCCCGGGCCACGUCUUCCUGGGCGCUCACAGUCCGCAUCCACGCUCGUCCCGCCGGGGGAUGGGGCCUUCCCCCGGCCUGGGCCGGCCCUGCUGGGGUCCCCGAGGCGACUCGGCCCCGCCUUGAUGGACUGGCCCGCCUGGUGCUGCGGCCCCAGGAUGAAGGGCGGCGAGGGGGACCCGGGCGAACAGGCCCCGCUGAACCCGGAGGCCGAGAGCCCCGCGGGCUCGGCCACCUACCGGGAGUUCGUGCACCGCGGCUACUUGGACCUGAUGGGGGCCAGUCAGCACUCGCUGCGGGCACUCAGCUGGCGCCGCCUCUACCUCAGUCGGGCCAAGCUGAAAGCUUCCAGCCGCACGUCUGCCCUGCUCUCGGGCUUCGCCAUGGUGGCCAUGGUAGAGGUACAGCUGGAGAGCAACCACGAAUACCCGCCGGGCCUGCUGGUGGCCUUCAGUGCCUGCACCACCGUGCUGGUGGCUGUGCACCUCUUUGCACUCAUGGUCUCCACCUGUCUGCUGCCUCACAUUGAAGCCGUCAGCAACAUCCACAACCUCAACUCUGUCCACCAGUCUCCACACCAGCGACUCCACCGCUACGUGGAGCUGGCCUGGGGCUUCUCCACUGCCUUGGGCACCUUCCUCUUCCUCGCUGAAGUUGUCCUGGUUGGCUGGGUCAAGUUUGUGCCCAUCGGGGCCCCCUUGGGCACACCAGGCUCUGUGGUACCUGCCUCCCAGGUGCCUGAGACUCUGCCACCAGUGGCCGCCUCCCUUAGUCCAGCUUCCAAGCCAUCCUCUGCUUCUGUAGCCCCGUCACAGGCUGAGCCACCUGAGGCCUGCCCACCUCGGCAAGCAUGUGGCGGUGGUGGGGCCCAUGGACCAGGCUGGCAAGCAGCCAUGGCCUCCACGGCAAUCAUGGUACCUGUUGGGCUUGUGUUCAUGGCCUUUGCCCUGCAUUUCUACCGCUCCUUGGUGGCUCACAAGACCGACCGCCACAAGCAAGAGCUAGAGGAGCUGAGUCGCCUGCAGGGGGAGCUGCAGGCUGUGUGAGGCCGGUGUUAGCCACAGCUGCGAGCACCGCCUCCCUCAGGGGUCAGCCAGAGGCCCCAGGUCUACGGACCCCAUUCCCCGCCCUGCCUGGAGCCACUUCCUGUGGCCACUCUCAGGUAGAGAACAGAUUCCUGCCCUCAGGGUCCUUUGGGCUGGGCCUUGGGCAGCUCCCACAUUCCCAGGGAUUCUCCCUGUCAGUCUGUCCUAUGGGUUUUGGAAAGUCUACUCUACACCUGGGCUGGGAGGAGCAAGGGAGGAAGCGGAAGGUCCUCAGUCCAAGGCUCAUGCAGUAGGUAGAGGGGAGGCAGGGAGACCCUGUCAGACCUUUGGUGCUGACUCUUAGCCACUUGCCCCCUUAUAGAAUGUGGAGGCCAGAAGCUUACACACCCACCCAGCUGCCCCAGAAGGCAGCCAAUCCUUGCUAUACUUUUGUAGAAUCUAUUUUAUGGUUGGCUUUUUUUUUCUUCCUCAUCCUCAGAUUUUGAUGGGUUCCACCCUCUUGCUUUGGUGUUUGGGUAGAGGGAUUUGGGUGUUUCUACCCUAGGCAUAUGUCCAGCCUUUCCAAGGAGGAGCCACCCUAUUUGGAGGAAGUUCAAAUGCCUGCCCCACUGCCCUAGACCCACAUUUAUGCUUCUGUAUCUGGUUCCUACUCCUGGUUCAGAGCUGGGGUCGGUGUGCCCAGCCUGAUCCCUAGCAAGGGUUGGGGUGAGGUUUUAAGGGAGGAGGUCCAGUCCAUAGCCCUUGGAAUACAGAGCUAUUCUGACACUGAAUUUUUGAUGCACCUAGUUUUGUAUAAUAAACUGUUUCACACAUGUCCCUGUGGCUGUGAAUGGGGUGAAGGGGAGGCCUUGUCGGGAACAGCUGACUUGUUCUUAAGAAUCAAGUGGAGGCAAGUGUCCCUGGGGGCAGGGCAGGGGUGGAGGAGAGGAGGUUCCAGGUAUGACCCCCUUGUGGUGCUGA